Messenger RNA from Pseudoliparis swirei, 971 nucleotides. RefSeq lists its product as uncharacterized. NCBI's taxonomy places the organism in Eukaryota, Metazoa, Chordata, Actinopteri, Perciformes, Liparidae. The transcript has 2 exons. The coding region runs from base 1 to 729 and encodes 242 amino acids. The record is from RefSeq and is a predicted model, not a curated record.
AUGGGAGUUGUCCUGGACAUGGCUCAGGGACUCAGUGGACAUAACAUCACAUGUGACCAUUUUUUAACAUCGUACAAGCUGGGACAGGAGCUCCUAAAGAGGAAACUGACCAUGGUUGGAACGAUGAGAAAAAACAGGUCUGAGCUCCCACCUAAAUUGCUGCCUACAAAGAACAGGCAUGUCAACUCGUCCAAGUUUGUCUACACGGCUGACACAUCCCUGGUAUCAUAUGUGCCAAAGAAAACCAAAAAUGUGGUACUAAUGAGUACACUACACAGAGAUGGGAGAAUCUGUGGCCUGGAGCAUCAGAAACCAGAGAUACUUAUGGACUACAAUGCCUCAAAAGGAGGAGUAGACAACUUGGACAAGCUGGUGUCUGCCUACAGUUGCAAGAGGAGGACCCUACGCUGGCCACUGGUGAUUUUCUUUGACAUGCUGGACAUCUCGGCGUACAACGCCUUUGUCAUCUGGAUGGCAUUGAACCCAGAGUGGAACAGAGGGAAGCUCCAGAGGAGGCGCCUCUUUCUUGGGGAACUUGGAAAGGCACUGGUGAAACCACAAAUCCGAAGAAGACGGCAUGUUCCGAGAACCUCAGCCUCUGCAGCCACCGUGAGGAGGAUUCAGGAGAACAAUGCUGGUGCCCCAUCCACCCAACCUACAGAACCACCAUCUGCAGAGCCUGAGGUUGCGGCCGGCAGCAACAAAAAGAAACGGUGCGAAGUGUGUUGACCCAAGAUGGACAGAAAGACGCAAUAUACAUGCAUCAAGUGCAAGAAGUACAUAUGCAACACACACACAGUAAAACUCUGCCACUCAUGUGUUGAAUAGGCUGGUAUGAAAAGGCAAUGUGUUCAACAAUGUAAUGUGUUCAAUGUGUAAUGUAAACUGUGUGUUGUGCUAUGUAAAAUUACCUGAUUACUAAUGAAAUUCAAUACAAAUUCAAAUAAAUAAAAGUCAAUAGUUAUGAACAA